This is a messenger RNA of Populus euphratica (Euphrates poplar), 2043 nucleotides long. Its product is annotated as synaptotagmin-2-like. Gene Ontology annotation, molecular function: lipid binding. The record is from RefSeq and is a predicted model, not a curated record. The coding region runs from base 184 to 1797 and encodes 537 amino acids. NCBI's taxonomy places the organism in Eukaryota, Viridiplantae, Streptophyta, Magnoliopsida, Malpighiales, Salicaceae. Gene Ontology annotation, cellular component: endoplasmic reticulum. The transcript has 12 exons.
CGUUAAAAGAUUGGCCACAAGUUUCAAUUAAUGCAACCCUUUUGCAAUUACCUGAUAAGACCAAGCUACACUCCAUGAUCACUGAUUUUAUUUUUCCCGCUUGUAAAGAUUUAGUAGUGUCUUCUACUUCAACUACAUUUCUCUUCUCCCCUGUUUACCACACUGGGUUUGAUCUGUUAAGAGAUGGGAAUAUUGAGUAGUAUAUUGGGAUUUUGUGGUUUUGGAGUAGGAACGUCAAUUGGGAUUGUAAUUGGGUACUACAUGUUUAUCUAUUUUGAGCCAACUGAUGUCAAGGAUCCUGUAGUCCGUCCUUUGAUUGAACAAGACUCGAAAACUUUACAACGUCUGCUUCUAGAAAUACCCCAGUGGGUGAAAAAUCCAGACUAUGAUCGGGUUGACUGGCUUAACAAAUUGAUUGAGAACAUGUGGCCUUACCUAGAUACGGCAAUCUGCAAGACUGCAAAGAAUAUAGCGAAGCCCAUUAUUGCUGAGCAAAUUCCAAAAUACAAAAUUGACUCUGUUGAAUUCGAAACACUUACCUUGGGCUCCCUGCCACCAACUUUUCCAGGAAUGAAAGUUUAUGUCACUGGUGAGAAAGAGCUGAUCAUGGAACCGGUAUUGAAGUGGGCUGGGAAUCCAAAUAUUAUCAUUGCAGUUAAAGCAUUUGGUCUGAAAGCCACAGUUCAGGUGGUUGAUUUGCAAGUAUUUGCCACUCCACGUAUCACCCUAAAGCCUUUGGUUCCUUCAUUUCCUUGUUUUGCCAAUAUAUGCGUGUCUCUGCUACAGAAGCCACAUGUUGACUUUGGAUUGAAAUUGCUUGGAGCUGAUGCUAUGUCCAUUCCUGGCCUGUACAAAUUUGUCCAGGAGCUUAUCAAAGAUCAGGUUGCAAGUAUGUAUUUAUGGCCAAAAACCUUAGUAGUGCCAAUUGUGGAUGCUUCAAAAGCCAUGAAGCGACCUGUUGGGAUACUCACUGUGAAGGUUCUGAAGGCAACGAAGCUUAAAAAGAAAGAUCUGUUAGGGGCAUCAGACCCAUAUGUGAAAUUAAAGCUUACUGAAGAUGCGCUUCCUUCAAAGAAAACAACUGUCAAAAACAAAAACUUGAACCCCGAAUGGAAUGAGGAGUUUAAUAUCACCGUUAAGGACCCAGAAUCUCAAGCCUUGGAGAUUACUGUCUACGAUUGGGAACAGGUUGGCAAACACGACAAGAUGGGUAUGAAUGUCAUUCCAUUGAAAGAUCUGACACCGGAUGAGCAAAAGGUUAUGACUCUUGAUCUGCUGAAAAAUAUGGAUCCAAAUGAUGUUCAAAAUAAGAAAUCACGUGGACAGAUUGUUGUUGAAGUGGUAUACAAACCUUUUAAGGAUCUCGAGGCACAAAAGGAUAUAGUUGAUCCAAAUGCAGUGGGAAAAGCUCCUGAAGGAACACCUGCUGGUGGUGGUCUGUUAGUAGUUAUUGUACAUGAAGCUCAAGAUGUUGAAGGGAAGCACCACACAAAUCCUUAUGUUCGAUUACUUUUCAAAGGGGAGGACAAAAGAACUAAGCAAGUGAAGAAAAAUAGAGAUCCAAGAUGGGGGGAGGAUUUUCAGUUCACGCUGGACGAACCACCUACAAAUGAAAGACUUCAUGUGGAAGUUCUUAGUUCCUCAAAGAUGUCUCUACUUCACCCUAAGGAAAACCUGGGUUAUGUGAUUAUAAACCUAGCAGAUGUCGUGACAAACAGGAGAAUCAACGAGAAGUACAAUCUCAUUGACUCCAGGAAUGGUCAAAUCCAAAUUGAGCUGCAAUGGAAAACAUCUUAAGGGCACACAUAUUUUGUUUUUUAGGAGGUAUUUGGUCAAAACAUAAGACAUUUCCUUCUGCUUUUUGUUUGUAGUGAUUUCAGUAGUGUGCACUCUAAUAAUUGACUCCGUAGAUUACCGGAGCAUGAACUCUGUAAAUCUAAGCUUGCCGAAACAUUUCCAGAUACUGUAUAGUAAAAAUCUGUAGCAAUUUCUAGCCAUGUUCUUGUGUUUGAUGAGAACUAUUUUUUUCUUUUCUUUGAUGAA